Phyllopteryx taeniolatus (common seadragon) is the source of this 4982-nucleotide messenger RNA. It is a transcript of the gene usp46, whose product is annotated as ubiquitin specific peptidase 46. Lineage: Eukaryota; Metazoa; Chordata; Actinopteri; Syngnathiformes; Syngnathidae. The transcript is spliced from 8 exons. The coding region runs from base 312 to 1511 and encodes 399 amino acids. Gene Ontology annotation, molecular function: cysteine-type endopeptidase activity; cysteine-type deubiquitinase activity. Gene Ontology annotation, cellular component: nucleus; cytosol. The record is from RefSeq and is a predicted model, not a curated record. Gene Ontology annotation, biological process: protein deubiquitination.
ACGUGACGUCGCCACGGAAGCCGUUCCCUGUUUGUUUGCUAACAAGCAGCCUCUCAUAACUUGCCUCCAUUAUGUUGUCUUUUCAUCCCUUUUUGGCGAUGAAGGCGCUUCGUCUCUGAGUCGCUCUUCGGUCUCCUCGCUGGCCGUAUGGUGCCGCGGGUCUGCGUUGCGACGCCGCCCCGGGGCUUGUCGUUGUGUGCGUAUGCGUAUGCGUAUGCGUUUAUGGGUGGCCUUCCAAUUCAACUUGUUUGCUUCCCUCAAAGUCAUGUUUAUUUCCUGAAGAUGGCGGCCGAGGGGACACUGUGAACUAAAUGACUGUCAGAAACAUCGCCUCCAUUUGUAAUAUGGGCACCAAUGCCUCCGCUCUGGAGAAAGACAUCGGCCCGGAGCAGUUCCCCAUCAAUGAGCACUACUUUGGUCUGGUCAACUUCGGCAACACGUGCUACUGCAACUCGGUGCUGCAGGCGCUCUACUUCUGCCGGCCGUUCCGCGAGAACGUGCUGGCCUACAAGGCCCAGCAGAAGAAGAAGGAGAACCUGCUCACGUGCCUGGCUGACCUCUUCCACUCCAUCGCCACGCAGAAGAAGAAGGUGGGCGUCAUCCCGCCCAAGAAGUUCAUCUCGCGCCUGCGCAAGGAGAACGACCUGUUCGACAACUACAUGCAGCAGGACGCCCACGAGUUCCUCAACUACCUGCUGAACACGGUGGCUGACAUAAUGCAGGAGGAGAAGAAGCAGGAGAAGCUGAACGGACGCCUGAAGAACAACGGCCCCGAGGCCGAGACGACGACGACGACGGCCGAGAACAAGACGGAGCCCACCUGGGUGCACGACAUCUUCCAAGGCACGCUGACCAAUGAGACGCGCUGCCUCAACUGCGAGACGGUGAGCAGCAAAGAUGAAGAUUUUCUCGACCUUUCCGUGGACGUGGAGCAAAAUACGUCGAUAACGCACUGUCUCAGGGACUUCAGCAACACGGAGACGCUGUGCAGCGAGUACAAGUACUACUGCGAGAUGUGCUGCAGCAAGCAGGAGGCGCAGAAGCGCAUGUGCGUGAAGAAGCUGCCCAUGAUCCUUGCACUGCACCUGAAGAGGUUCAAGUACAUGGAGCAGCUGCACCGCUACACCAAGCUGUCGUACCGCGUGGUCUUCCCCCUGGAACUGCGCCUCUUUAACACGUCCGGCGACGCCGUCAACCUGGAUCGCAUGUACGACCUGGUGGCUGUGGUGGUCCACUGCGGAAGCGGUCCAAACCGAGGGCAUUACAUCACCAUCGUGAAGAGUCAUGGUUUCUGGCUGCUCUUUGACGAUGACAUCGUGGAGGUGCGUCACCCUCUGUCUCCUCGUUUUCCUUGGUACGCUCGCCAUGUUUGUCUCAUCGGUAAAAAUCACACCCCUUUCUCCCCACAGAAAAUCGACGCGCACGCCAUUGAGGAGUUUUAUGGACUUACCUCAGACAUCUCCAAGAACUCUGAGUCGGGCUACAUCCUCUUCUAUCAGUCCAAAGAGUGACAUCGCCGUCCUUUUCUUCUGACUCCCCCAUGUGUGCCAACCCCCCCGCUACCCUCACCUUAUUUUUGAACUGACUUCACCUGCAUCUGACCGCACUUUACACAAAACAAAAUCAUCUACGUUAGCCCUCGUCUUUGACUGGGAGGAUGAUGUAUAAAUUGACCCUUUGUCAUUCCUCACAGUUACUAUGCAUUUUUUAGGGGGUUAAAGUAAUAUGUUCAUAUUUAGAUUUUGGCAAACUACCCAACUACAGGAUCAGCCGACACUCCACAUUAACAACUCCUUCUCUAGAUGGAUCUUAUUUAUUGAACUUAUUUAUUUUUGUAACUUGAGGCACGAACUGCAGGACUUCUUCUUUUCCUUUGGGCUUGUCCCUUUAGGAGUCGCCACGGCGCGUCAUCCUUUUCCAUGGAAGCCCGUAAAUCUCCUGCAUCCUCCUCUCCAACACCAACUGCCCUCAUGUCUUCCCUCACGACGUCCAUCAACCUUCUCUUUGGCCUUCCUCUCGCUCUCUUGCCCGGCAGCUCCAUCCUCAUCAUCCUUCUACCAAUAUCCUCACUAGUUCUCCUCUGGAUGUGUCCGAACCAUCCAAGUCUGCUCUCUCGAACUUUGUCUCCAAAACAUUGAACCUUGUGCUCAUUUCUAAUUUGAUCCAACCUGGUCACUCCGAGAGCGAACCUCAACAUCUUCUCUGCUUCCUGUCGUCUCUUCAGUGCCACAGUCUCGAAUCCGUCCAUCAUGGCUGGCCUCACCACUGUUUUGUAAACUUUGCCCUUCAUCCUAGCAGAGACUCUUCUGUCACGUAACACACCUGCCACCUUCCUCCACCCGUUCCAAACGGCUUGGACCCGUUUCUUCACUUCCUGACCGCACUCACCAUUGCUCUGGACGGUGGACCCCAAGUAUUUCAAGUCCUCCACCCUCGCUAUCGCUUCUCCCUGUAGCCUCACUCUUCCCCCACCACCCCGCUCAUUCGUGCACAUAUAUUCUGUUUUACUUCGGCUCAUCUUCAUUCCAUCUUCAUGCCUCCAUCUUUCGAACUGUUCCUCCACCUGCUCCCUGCUUUCACUGCAAAUCACAAUGUCAUCUGCAAACAUCACGGUCCACGGGGAUUCCAGUCUCACCUCAUCUGUCAGCCUAUCCAUCACCACUGCAAACAGGAAGGGGCUCAGGGCUCAUCCCUGAUGCAGUCCCACCUCCACCUUAAAUUCAUCUGUCACACCUACAGCACCUUUGCCCUGUGUCACAUCUCAAUGUAUUGCUUUCGCCUCUCCUCUGUCCUCUCAGUGUCCCACUUCUUCUCAGCUAACCUUUUUCCUUGUAUGAUUUCCUGUACUGUGAGGUUCCACCACCAAGUCUCCUUCUCUCCUUUCCUGCCAGAAGAUACACCAAGUACUCUCCUGCCUGCCUCUCUGAUCACCUUGGCUGCAGUGGUCCAGUCUUCUGGAAGCUCCUCCUGUCCACCGAGUCAUCUUCCACACCCCCGUCCUAUGCUGUCUAGCCAGACUCUCCCCUAGCACUACCUUACAGUCGGUAACCUCCUUCGGAUGACAUCGUCCAUCCACCUGCGUGCUUCAACCUCCGCUCUUGUAGGUCACCCUAUGUUCCUGCCUCUUCUGGAAAAAAGUGUUCACUCCAGCCAUUUGCAUCCUUGUUGCAAAGUCUACCACCAUCUGUCCCUCCAAGUUCCUUCCCCGGAUGCCGUACUUACCCAUCACUUCUUCAUCACCCCUAUUGCCUUCACCAACAUGUCCAUUACAAUCUGCACCAAUCACGACUCUCUCUCUGUCUGGGAUGCUCACAACUACUUGGUCUAGCUCCUUCCCGAAUUUCUCUUUCACCUCGAGGUCACAUCCUACCUGUGGGGCACAGCCACUCAUCACAUUAUACACAACACCCUCAAUUUCAAGUUUCAGCCUCAUCACUCGAUCUGAUCCAAUUUUCCCCACAAAGACAUUCUUAGCCAACACUUCUUUUAAAAUAACCCCGACUCCAUUUCUCUUCCCAUCUACACCAUGGUCAAAUCAUUGAAAGCCUGCCCCUAAACUUCUAGCCUUACUGCCUUCCACAAUAUGUCAACCAACUCCCGAGAUUUUCCUGUCAAAGUCCCCACAUUCAGUUCUAGGCUCUGUGCUUUCCUCUUCCCACAGUAGCUGAAUUUCCACCGGCGCCGGCGGCGGACGUUGUUAACCCGGGCCACGACCGAUCCGGUAUGGAAUUCUUUGGAUGAACGCUCAUAUUUGUUUGGCAAAGUUUGAAGCCGGAUGCCCUUCCCGACGCGACCCUCUGCAUUUAUCCGGGCUUGGGAACGGUCUACAGUUUGCACUGGCCAGACACAGAAACAGCUAACGGAAGGAUCCGGUCUUGGACAAUUGCAAUUCCAGGCCUGUUUUUGUAUUGGUCAAUGGUAAACUCUGAUGUAUUGUUCGAUACCAGACCCUGUAUCUGCUAAAAGGAAGAUCAGAUUUUGGUCAAUAGCAAAUGCAGGUUCCUGGUAUUUGAUGGUCAUGACAAAUUCACAUGUAUCGGUUGAUACCAGAACCCGAAUCUAUACUCAUGGCAUGAUCAGAUCGUGACAAAUGGAAAUCCAGGUCGCGUCCAAUACCAGAUCCUGAUUAUGAUACCAUUUUUUGGGGGUAUUGGCCAAGAACAAGACCAAGUAUCCGUUAUCGGCUGAUGCCAGGAAUUGGUAUGUGUGAGCCGUAUGAGGUACAGUAUGUGUCCAUAGCCAGGUAAUCCGAUAAUGACACAUGGAAAACUCAGGUGUCUGUAUCAGUCGAGACGAGACUCUGCUGUAUCUGCUAAUGGUAUGAUUAGGUUUUGCCAGUAGCAAACCCUGGUGGGUGUCUUGCUAUGCGUUUCCUCUUUGCAGCACUAGGAAAAAAAAAAAAAAAAAAAAAAGGCCAAAAUGGUGCAAUAAAGAAGUGAGGUCGAGCAGUGAGGAUGGUGCGUUCAGUGACCCAUCUUGUCACUUUUGUUGUGUUUUUAUUGCAUUUAGUUGGAGUUCCUGCAUUAUUGAUGUAAAUGGGGUUUGUGGUAAAUGCUCAUGUUAAUUCAAUAUAUCUCCCGAGAGAUUAGAAAAUUGGCAUUUCAUACACGUCUGUUUUUUUCCCACUCUGUGCCAAACUGCUGCAGACCUCGUCUUGAAAAAUGUCUUUAUUUUCUUUGUAAACGUGUACAGAAACAGUACGGUAUGUAGAAAACGGCAACAUUGUUUUUUUUUUUUGAAAAGGCGUGCGCGCGCUAAAGAGUUUCACGUAUAACCGAGUGCUGUUUUUCCCGCUCGGUAAUCUUGUCGCGUGAUUGGUCGAGAGUGAGUUUCCAUUCGUGAGACGCACUCUUCUUUACUGUGACCGUGGGUGGGAUAGCGCCACCUGUUGGAAGAGGAUGAUGUGUCUGAUUGGCUUUCAGCGAAAAGUGCACUUUAUUGGCCCACUCACUCGUUCUCAAUAAAAUUGACCAUCCAUGACA